GAUGGUGGUAGUGGUAGGAGUUCAAGCGACUUCAACAAGCGCCAGGGCAGGCCAGGGCGACUAUCGCGGCGCAGAUACGACAAUUCGCCAAGGGGCUCGCGACCAGCCAUCGUGGAGUCUUAGCGAAGAAGUCGUGACGGCUCUGGAAACGUACAAGAAGAAGGAUACCUCGAAGGUUGUCGUCCGAUUUAAAGGCGUUGGGAAUGCCCCUAUAAUGAAGCAGAACAUGUACAAGAUCACGGCUACCAAUCGCUUCCAGGCAGUCAUUCAGUUUCUCAGGAAAGAAUUGGGAUGGCAAAGCGGCGAACCCCUGUUUCUCUACAUAAAUUCUACGUUUUCGCCUGCGCCGGAUGAUACCGUUCUCAAUCUCUAUAAGUCCUUCGCUACGGAGGGAUUCCUGAUCGUAAACUACAGCACGACGCCAGCAUGGGGCUG
Messenger RNA from Cyclocybe aegerita, 435 nucleotides. Lineage: Eukaryota; Fungi; Basidiomycota; Agaricomycetes; Agaricales; Hemipholiotaceae. The record is from the annotation of a GenBank genome assembly.